Molecule: messenger RNA, 9068 nt
Organism: Vespula vulgaris
Lineage: Eukaryota; Metazoa; Arthropoda; Insecta; Hymenoptera; Vespidae
Gene: Fur2
Product: furin-like protease 2
Exons: 16
Coding region: 1981-6003 (1340 amino acids)
Biological process (GO): protein processing
Cellular component (GO): trans-Golgi network; Golgi membrane
Molecular function (GO): serine-type endopeptidase activity
Source: RefSeq, a predicted model, not a curated record
CGGAGUAUCGAAGAGAGAAGACGAUGGAAGGAAACGACGAGAGAUGUCGCGAGGAUCGAACGAGGCGUCCGCGGGAUGGCGCUGUGAACGGCGAGUCGGCGGGGUGAACGGAAAGCGUCAACGGCUCAAAACAUGACGUUCGUGGUUCGUUGGUACGACGAUGUCGAAUCCGCGAAUAAUACGGAACCGUUAACGGGCACGUCGCGAGUGACACUUCCACUGGGACGUAUCGCGAGUACGAGCGUCGAGCUCGCAUCGAAGGACGUUGUCGAAAUACGUGAAAAAUUCCGAAAGAUCGACAGCCAUCGGUGAUAAGCGUGGGUCGCGUUUGGUCGGUGGUGGCGUUGGAGCGACAAGGUACCGUCGGCAAAAGUGAGAGAGCGAGAGAGAGGGAGAGAGAGAGAGCGCGAGCGUGGUAGGAGACCGUUGCGCCGGGCGCGCGCGCGCGCGCAAGCAACGGUUUCUAGUUCCUGGAAGGGGGGAGCGGGGGGUGGAGAGAUACAGCGUGGCGGUUGCGAUGUCGAAGUCAGUGGUGGGGAGAAAAAGAAGGAGGAGAGCCGGUGGCGACGGGAGCGCGCGAGAAGGUGGAGUGGGGCACGAGGGAGCGAAGGAGAGGAGGCGAGUUUGUUUAUCGCCUUGGUGAACGGUGCGAGAAGCAGUCAGUCAGUGCGGUGCUACACUUGGCCUGCGGUGGUCGGUGUCUUCGGUAGAGUCCUGCUUCCCUGCGUCGUGUGUGUCUGUCUCUCUCUCGCUCUCGCGUGUCCUCGUUAAAUCUUUUUUUUUCUUUUCCCCCCUUUUGACACUCGGUUCUCUCUAAUUCGGUGAGUGCGAACGCCGCACCGUGUCGCGUUUUCGAGAAGGAAAGGGAGUGAGUUUCGAGUGAGGAAAAGAGAAAAAGGAAAAGACGGAGAGAGGGAGGACGUACACAUGUCGACGUCCGUCUGAAGAGAGUUCCGUUCGACCGAAGGAAGAGAUAGAAGAGGAACGAUACAAGCAACGUCGUGUCGUGACACGACGAACAUGCCACGGAGAAACAACGCCGAGGGAUAGGAUCUCUCGAAUCGCGCGCGCUGUUCACGCAAAAACGCGCACACACACACACACACACAACACACACGCGCGCGUACAAUCCUCUCUCUCUCUCUUUCUCUCUUGCCACCCAACACGUACACGCACACACGCGCGCGCGCGUGCACGGCGACGUACACGCGCGUUUAUUUUUCUUCUCUCCGAUUUUGAUCGCGUCUCUCUCCGUUCCGGCUUCCAUCGUAUUCAUCGUGCUCGUCAUCGUCGUACGUCGUCGUCCGUCGUUUUUAUAGUCUCCCUCUCUCUCUCUCUCUCUACCGGUAUAUCUUUUUGCGAAAAUUUCACGACCGACGUGGGAUUCGCCGUGGGAUACGUCGCUACGCACGCACGACUAAACAGAUAAGCCGAGCGAGCCAACACCACCGAGGAGGAACAACGUUAUCCAAAUCUCGCCAGUAACAAAUUCGUCCGCUUGAUACGCAAGGAAUAAGUCGGAUUCGUUCAUCGAUUCUUACGCGUCGCCAUCAUCGUCUUUGGAUCCGCGAGGAGGAUAAAAGAAGAAACGAAAUAUAAAGUGCGGUGUCGCUUAGUAAAAAUAAAAAAAGCGAAGAAAGAAGAAAAAUUUCGUCUCGCGAUAAUAAUCGUACGUGUGCCGAAAACUACUUCGCGUUUAACGGAGAAAUUUAUCGAGGAGGUGCGACAGAGAUAGAUAGUGUGGUAAAGGAGAGAGAGAGAGAGAUACGGAUAGAGACAGAUAGAUACGGAGUGGGAGGAAAUCGAGUUCUCUCUCUCUCUCUCGCACUCUCUCUCUGUCUCUCUGUCUGUCUGUCUGUCUCUCUCUCUCUCUCUCUCUCUUUCUCCCACUAGUCGACGAGUCGUGUAACGCUCGUAAUUGUCCUUGUCGUCGGCGUGUCGCGCGGUUAGUCCUCGCUCGUCGACGGUAACGACGACGAGAUGAUCGUCAGAGUGACCUUGGUGUGCUUCCUGCUGGUCGGUGCACCGAUAAAGUCAGAAGCAGAAGCCCGUCCUCGUGCACGGCCCGUGCCCAUCUACUCGAAUCAGUUCGCGGUCCAUGUACCGGAAGGAGUAGAAGCUGCAACCGAGAUCGCCGAGAAACACGGCUUCGACAAUCACGGACAGAUUGGCUCAUUGAAGAACUACUUCCUCUUCUCUCACAGACGAUUGAACAAGAGAUCACUGACAGAGAGCGAGCCACAUCACAGAAUACUGAGAGACGAUUCACGGGUGCACUGGUUCCAGCAGCAACAUGAAAAAAAACGUAAGAAGAGAGAUUUCGAAGCAACGUCCUUUGCCACAUUCGGCGAUUAUCCUCCGUUCUUCGAAGAUUUCGGACCACGACCGAGACAAGCGUCGUUCCAUCGGCAAAGAAAUCGGGGUGUACCCUUUCAAAAUUUAUUCACCGAUCCAUUAUUUAAGGAGCAGUGGUACCUGAACGGUGGUGCCAAAGAUGGAUACGACAUGAAUUUAGGACCAGCCUGGCAAAAGGGUUACACGGGUAAAGGCGUAGUCGUGUCCAUAUUAGACGAUGGUAUUCAAACUAAUCAUCCGGAUCUUGCGUUGAACUAUGAUCACGAGGCGAGUUAUGACAUCAAUGAUAACGACUCGGAUCCAAUGCCACGAGACAAUGGUGACAACAAACAUGGCACUCGUUGUGCUGGCGAGGUCGCAGCAGUAGCUUUUAACCAAUACUGCGGCGUUGGUGUUGCUUAUAAUUCCAGCAUCGGAGGCGUGCGAAUGCUCGAUGGCCCGGUAAACGAUGCCGUCGAAGCCAGAGCGCUAGGAUUGAAUCCUGAUCACAUAGACAUAUAUAGCGCUUCUUGGGGCCCAGAAGACGAUGGGAAGACGGUCGAUGGUCCUGGUCCGCUUGCUAGAAGGGCUUUUAUUUACGGAGUAACAAGCGGUCGGAAAGGAAAAGGCUCGAUAUUCGUUUGGGCUUCCGGUAAUGGUGGUAGACACACGGACUCGUGUAAUUGCGAUGGGUAUACGAACAGCAUCUUCACGUUGUCGAUAUCGAGCGCAACUCAAGGUGGUUACAAGCCGUGGUACUUGGAAGAAUGUAGCUCGACCUUGGCCUCGACGUAUUCUUCGGGAACACCAGGGAACGAUAAAAGCGUUGCCACGGUAGACAUGGACGCUAAGUUACGACCCGAUCACAUAUGCACCGUAGAACAUACAGGGACAUCCGCGUCAGCCCCAUUGGCGGCUGGUAUCGCUGCAUUGGCCCUAGAAGCAAAUCCAAGUUUAACCUGGAGAGACAUGCAAUACCUCGUAGUGUUAACGUCGAGAUCCGGACCCCUCGAAAAGGAACCCGGUUGGAUACUGAACGGGGUCAAGAGAAAAGUCUCUCACAAGUUUGGAUACGGGCUUAUGGACGCAGGCGCUAUGGUCAGUCUAGCCGAACAAUGGACCAACGUGCCACCACAGCACAUCUGCAAAUCCGACGAAAUAAACGAGGAACGGCCCAUCGAUCCUACUUACGGAUAUACAUUGAGCGUAUAUAUGGAUGUUACCGGAUGCGCCGGAUCCUUGAACGAAGUUCGUUUUCUCGAGCACGUUCAGUGCAAGGUAUCUCUGAGAUUUUUCCCACGAGGUAAUCUAAGAUUACUGUUAACCUCGCCGAUGGGUACCACGUCAACUCUACUCUUCGAAAGACCACGAGACGUUCUCAGCUCCAGUUUCGACGAUUGGCCUUUCCUCAGCGUACAUUUCUGGGGCGAGAAAGCCGACGGACGUUGGACGUUGCAGAUCAUUAACGCCGGAAGUCGGCACGUCAAUUCCCCAGGUAUACUGAAGAAGUGGCAGCUGAUAUUCUAUGGCACAGCAACGAACCCUAUCAGGAUACGGACACGUCAAUUUAACCCGGUACAAGCGCAUUCUCCGUUCUCGUCCGUGCAUUACCCGUUCUCGAUAGACGAUGAUCCGCUAGCUCAGGACCAUCGGGGCGACACCGACUUCUUUGCUCCGUCUACCUUUCAGAGUUACCAGGGCCCCUACGCUGGUGCAGCUUCUAACGUCCACGCAUCGGUGGCCACUCUUGAUGGUUCCUCGGCUCCUCUCCUGACGAAUCGGCUACCAGGCGAUACAGCAGCAGCUUCCGGCUUUGAUUCACCAUCGGUUCCGUCCUCUCAGAUAGCAGACGGUUCCUUGGACACCACUAGGCAGAUACUUCACGACUGCGAUCCACAAUGCGAUUCUCAAGGUUGCUACGGAAAGGGUCCAACGCAAUGUGUCGCCUGUAAGAAUUAUCGACUGGACAAUACGUGCGUCAGUCGCUGUCCUCCACGAAGUUUCCCGAAUCAAGGUGGUGUUUGUUGGCCUUGUCACGAGUCCUGUGAAAUUUGUGCUGGCGCUGGUCAAGACUCUUGCCUAUCGUGCGCACCCGCUCAUCUGCGAGUUACCGAUCUGGCCGUUUGCCUUCAACAAUGUCCGGAGGGUUAUUACGAGAAUACGGAGAACAGCACGUGUGUGCCCUGCGAGGCCAAUUGCGCCAGCUGCCAGGACAGACCGGACAAGUGCACCAGCUGUGAGCAUCAUUUGGUGAUGCACGAGAACAAAUGUUACGCGGCCUGUCCUCUUUACACGUACGAAACGCAGGACUAUAAUUGCGCACCCUGUCAUCCCAGCUGCGAGUCGUGUAAUGGCACGUCUGAAAAUCAAUGUAUAGCUUGCCGACCUAAUUUAUUCUCUCUUGGUGGAACCUGUCGAGCCUCUUGCCCAGCUGGUUACAGUGCCGAUAAAAAACGACGCGAGUGCGUAUCCUGUCCACCAGGAUGCCUCACAUGUGCAACCUCUAGCUGCAUAAGUUGCAUCGAAGGCUGGAGUAUAAACAAGAAAGGUGUAUGCGCGCCGGAAAGUCGAAAUCGUUGCGACACUGCUGAAUAUUACGACGACGGACAUUGCAAGCCUUGUCACUCGACUUGCGAAAGUUGUGCCGGGCCCACCGAGGACUUCUGUAUAUCUUGUCAAAGUCCUCUCUUACUUCAAGGUCGUCGAUGCGUCUCACAGUGCGACGACGGAUAUUACUCAGUCGCUCAACCCUCGAGGCCGAUUUGCGUGCCUUGUUUGCAUACUUGUAAGAGUUGCGUCUCGCGGCUUAACUGCACUGCCUGUCAAGAUGGUUUACAACUUCAGAGUGGCGAAUGCAGAUCGUCGUGCGCGCAAGGCUAUUACAGUGACAGAGGCCAAUGCGCCAAAUGUUAUCUAUCGUGUAAAACUUGUUCGGGUCCCAGAAGAGAUCAAUGCGUGACUUGUCCAACAGGUUGGCAAUUAGCAGCUGGCGAAUGUCAUCCUGAAUGUCCGGAAGGUUUCUUUAAGUCUAAUUUUGGUUGUCAAAAGUGUCACCAUUAUUGUCGUACGUGUAAAGGCGAGGGUCCACUCGAGUGUACGUCUUGUCCGGCACAUUCCAUGUUGGAAGGUGGUUUGUGCAUGGAAUGUCUCGGUGCACAGUAUUACGAUCCGUUGACGCAACUUUGCAAGAAUUGUCAUGCGGAUUGUCGUAGGUGUACAGGACCCGGGAAAUUCAGUUGUGCCGCUUGCUCACCUCCUUUGCAUUUGGACAAAUUAAACAAUCAAUGCGUGCCCUGUUGUACGGGGUUAGAAAAGGGUCCACAUGCCGACGAGUGUUGUCUCUGUGACCCGGAAACCGGUGGCUGCAGGAACAGUUCGCCGGCUGGCAAAAGAAGGGUACCAUCGAGAGACUCCUCGAUAUCCGAAGGAUACGAAGUAAUUGAUAAAAAUCCUGAUAAUAACGAUUCGGCUUCGUUGGCCGUCACAGCAGCUACGACAAUAGCCGUGGCCAUCUGUUUAGCGUCGGUCGCACUUUUCGCAACGAUAUUCGUUGCUCUUCAAGCAAUAUCAGCGAGAAGACAAACAAAUAUGGGUUACACGCAAUUGACUGUUCGAAUGGAAUCCGUGGACGACGUUGACGCUGAUGAUACGACGGAACUGAUGACUUAGAAUAUAAAAAUACAACUUAAUCGCAAGCAAACAUAGAGGAAGGUGGUACCAUCUACUCUCGUCGAAGAGUUCACGAUGAUCGGUAUACGUUUCGAUCUAUAAAACGUCACGUAUGUCACUCACCCACAUACACACAUACAUACACAACCACACACGCGCGCACGCACGAACGAACGUAUAGAGUCAAGAAUACAAGUUUGUUUAAAUUUCUCUCGACGCGUUGAGAUUGAAAACGAAGGUGGAUCAUACGUUGGUGGAUCAAUCGUGAUACAAGAAGAAAAGAAUAACAAUGAGGACGAAGAAAAGCAAAGAAAAGAAAAAAAAAGAGAAGAAGAAGAGGAAGAAGAAGAAGAAGAAUCAGUAGCAACUGGAAAAGUUUUUGCAUAGAUCGAGACUCGAACGAGCCGAUAGUGUGUAGUACAUGUGUGCGACUCUUCUUUUUGCGUGUGAUGUGACGAUGACGUUUAGUUUUAUUCUUCGACGUACGAUCGUGUGGAUGAUGAGGAGAAGAUAACAUAAUAAUACAUGGGGUAUUUCGUUCAACGAGAAAGAAUAAGAGAAAGGCAAGAAAACAGAAAAAAAAAUAUUAAAAAAAAUAAAACCAAAAAAGAAACAAAAAAAAAAGAAAAGAAAAGAAAAGAAAAAAACAAAGGGAAAUGGAAAAAUAAUACAUCGAUCUAUGUUGGGCGUUGUUUUUUCUUAUUGUUAAAUAUGCGCACGUCUCUCUGUGUGUGUAUAUAUAUAUACGCCGAUAGAGAGAGAAAGAGAGAGUGAGAGAGAAUGAAAGAGAGAGAGAGAGAAAAAGAGAAAGAGAGAGAGAGAGAGAGAGAGAGAGAAAGAAAGAAAGAAAGAAAGAGAGAGAGAGAUAGAGAGAGAGAGAAAAGAAAAAAGGGUGAAGGACAUUAUAAAGUGCCUGAGUAGAGACGCCCUUGAGAUCAUCCAGCCUUUUUUUGCCUUCCCCUUCUCAAACAAAAUAAUAACUACCCUCUCUAUCCAAAAAGACAUCAUCUAAACUCAGUCGCGUACCUCUUUGUUGGCCUGGUGGUCUGGCACCUGUAAACGCCAUAUUCUUUUUUCAUUUUUCUUUUUUCGUUUCUUUUUCUUUUUUCUCUUUUCUAUUUUAUACUUCUUCUCGAGUAAACCUCGUAUUUCUCGUAUUCCUUGUUAUUAUCUUCGUUCAUCGGAUUAUUAUCACGUGCCGGGCGAAAAAAUUUUCAAAUGGAAAAUAUUUCAAUGUUACGAACAAAUAUUAAUUGUUUUAUUAUCUUAUUAUAUCUCGUGGGAGGGAAAUAGAUUCGAGGAUAACGUUUUAUGAUAAAAAUUCGUAGAUUUUCACAUUGAUUACAAACAUAUAAAUACACACACACACACACACACACAUGCACAUACAUACGUAUAAUUCUCUAAACUUCGUUCGUCUCGAGCGAUUAUUUAAAAUUGUUAUACAUACAUACAUACGUAUAUAUAUAUGUAUAUGUAUAUAUGUAUAUAUAUAUAUACACAUAUAUAUAUAUAUGACGCGGAUAGUGAUGAGUCCCCCAUACAGAGAUAUAUAUAUAUAUAUAUACGUAAAAAGAAAGAGAGAGAAAGCGUAAUAAAAAUGAGGACCAGAAGAGCGAGAAGGGAAUACAGAAAAAAUAAUUUUUCGGACCGACUCUCUCUAUCUCUCGCAUUGCUGUUGAAACGAGAAUGACCAAGUCCUAAUAACUUUGCACGUAUGUAUGUAUGUAUAUAUGUAUAUACGUAUAUAAAUAUACACAUAUACAUAGACACGUGCAAAAACGUAUUAAUUAUGUAUACGUUACAAAGUACUACGUAUGAUAUGUAUUAUUAUUAUCAUCAUCGUCAUUAUUAUUAUUAUCAUUAUUAUUAUUAUUACUACUACUAUUAUUAUUAUUAUUAUUAGAAUUAUUAGAAUUAUUAUUAUGAUUAUUAUUAUUAUCAUUACUAUUUUCGGCUAAUGUCAACAAAAAAAAGGAAGAAAACAAAAGAACGAAAAGAAAAUACGCAAAAAAAAGAAAAACCAAAAGAAAAAGCAAAACAAAAAUGAAAAGAAGAAUCGAUACGGAUUCUCUCUCAUCCUUUUAUUUUUAAUAUAUACAUACAUAUAUAUAUAUAUAUGUAUGUGUUUCCGUUUCUCAGUCGUUACAAGCUCCACCAGCCAUUCCAGUAUGGGUUAUGCGUAUGCGUGCGUGCGUGCGUGUGUGUGUAUUUGCACUUAGAGUGCAUAUCUCUAUGUACACGUGUUUUGUGUGUGUGUGUGAGAGAGAGAGAGAGAGAGAGAGAGAGAGAGAGAGUGUGCGUGUCGUAUCUCUCGUAAGGCCCGUCGGACUACUAUAUUUACGAUAUCGCAUUUUUUGAGUCGUUUCUUGUUGCUAUUUCAUUACCUCUUACCUUGUGUUCUUUUUAUUUUUCGUCCCUCUUUUUACUAUAGCCACUUACCACGUUGUUUUUACUUAAGCUUGUACGCGUUUACUUCUUUCUUUUUUUUUCUUUUUUUUUCCCUUCGUUUUUUGUUUCUCCUUUUUUCUCAUUAAAAACAAGCCCCGUCGAGUAAGUAAGUCUUUACUUGCACAUGCACUCCCUUUGGGAGUUGGAGGAAAAUCGACGGGGAGAACAAAAAAAGAAAAAAAAAAGGAAAAAAAGGAUUACAAAAGAUAAAAAAAUGAAAAGAAAGAAAAGAUUAGAAGGAACGAUGAAGAUGAAGAGAAUGAAGAGAAACAUGAAGAAAAGAGAGAUUAGAGAAAAAAAAAGAAGAGGAAGAAGAAGAACUAUGGAAAACCUACGCGCAACGAUUAAUCGCGAAUCGAUAUUCUCGAAUCAUCAUCGUCGGAUAUAGCCGCUGUCGCCGCCGCCACCGUCACAGCAAAUAGCCCUAGGCGUGUGCGCGCUUCUAAAAAACUCUGCAACAACAACAACAAUAGCAACUACAACAACAACAAUAACAAUGGUGGUCGUCUGCGGCGAAUAUUGAAUGUUCUCUUCGUGAUUUGAUAUAAAGCUAUUAUUGUACUUUUAUGAAGAACGCGAUUAUAAAUAUAUACAUAUAUAUCUAUACACAGAGA